This is a messenger RNA of Labrus mixtus (cuckoo wrasse), 3146 nucleotides long. RefSeq names its product cytochrome P450 2J4-like. Gene Ontology annotation, molecular function: heme binding; oxidoreductase activity, acting on paired donors, with incorporation or reduction of molecular oxygen, reduced flavin or flavoprotein as one donor, and incorporation of one atom of oxygen; iron ion binding. Gene Ontology annotation, cellular component: cytoplasm; intracellular membrane-bounded organelle. The record is from RefSeq and is a predicted model, not a curated record. NCBI's taxonomy places the organism in Eukaryota, Metazoa, Chordata, Actinopteri, Labriformes, Labridae. The coding region runs from base 39 to 1535 and encodes 498 amino acids. The transcript is spliced from 9 exons. Gene Ontology annotation, biological process: xenobiotic metabolic process.
CCCUGAUGCGUUGUAAAUAAGCAACUAAAAGUCAACAGAUGGAGGCCAUAAAAAGUCUACUUGGAUUUGAGUGGAUGGACAGAAUAAGUAUUGUGAUAUUUUUGUGUGUUUUUGUGCUGUUGGCUGAUAUUUUGAAGAACAGAGUCCCGUCAAACUUUCCUCCUGGACCGUGGGCUCUCCCAUUGAUCGGAGACCUUCAUCGCAUCAAAGCCAGCAGGAUCCAUGUGCAGCUCUCAGAGUUUGCAGAGAAAUAUGGAAAGAUUUUCAGCCUGCGGCUCUUUGGUGGAAGAGUUGUGGUCAUCAAUGGCUACAAGCUUGUGAGAGAGGCCCUGGUCCAAAAAGGGGAGGACUACGUUGAUCGCCCCGUCAUACCUAUGUUUUAUGCAAUGAUGGGGGACAAGGGUCUGGUGAUGUCAAACAGCAAUCCAUGGAAGCAACAGAGGAGAUUCGCUCUUCACACUCUCAGGAACUUUGGAGUGGGCAAGAAGACUCUGGAGCCAUCCAUCCAGCAGGAGGGCCAAUAUCUCACCGAGGCUCUUGCCAAUCACAAAGGACAGCCUAUGAAUGCUCAGCCACUGAUAAUCAGUGCUGUGUCCAACAUUAUCAACUGCCUUGUGUUUGGACAUCGCUACGAGUACGCUGACAAGCGGUUCCAGAGUAUUCUUCAGGACUUGAAAGAGAUUGUGCUCUUACAGGGAAGUUCAAGUGUACAGAUUUAUAACACGUUCCCCUGGCUGAUGAAGUGGCUGCCUGGAUCUCACAACAAGAUUUUAACUAUGUUCAAAAGGAUCGUUGACUUUGUUGAAAUCAAGAUCAAAGAACACAGAGAUAGUCUAGACCCGUCCUCACCAAGAGACUACAUCGACUGCUUCCUCACAGAGAUGGGAGAGAGAGACGACAAAGAUUCUAAUUUUGAUAUCGAGAAUUUGUGUUUUUGCACUCUGGACCUGUUUGGUGCUGGAACUGAAACUACUACCACUACUCUACACUGGGGACUGCUGUACAUGAUCCACUACCCUCAAAUACAAGAGAGAGUCCAGGCUGAGAUAGACGCUGUGAUUGGUUCAUCCAGAGUGCCCUCUCUAAAUGACAAAGAAGACAUGCCCUAUACUAAUGCAGUCGUUCAUGAGAUCCAGAGAAUGGCCGACAUCGUUCCCCUUAAUGUGAGCCGCAUGGCAACCAAAGACACAACACUCGACAAGUACACAAUCCCAAAGGGCACCAUCAUCAUGCCCACCUUGAACUCGGUUCUUCACGAUGAGGCGAUGUGGGAAACUCCGCACUCCUUCAACCCUCAACACUUUCUGGAUCAGGACGGCCAGUUUAGGAAGAGAGAGGCCUUCCUUCCUUUCUCAGCAGGGAAGCGUGUGUGUAUCGGGGAGCCGCUGGCCAAGAUGGAAAUAUUCCUCUUUUUUACCUCCCUUCUUCAGAGGUUUUCUUUCUCUGCAGCUGAUGGAGAGCAGCCCAGCCUGGAUUUUGUUUUAGGAUUCACUCGCAGUCCCAAACCUUACCGGCUCUGUGCUGUACCCCGAUAAACCACCAGCUGUCCCAGACUCAAUCAAGUUUCUGUGAAGGAAAAUUUCAACAGAGAAUUUAAUUUGUAUUCUGUGUCUUAAUUUGUUUCAAUUAUUGCUGAUAAAAGGUCACAUAUUCUGCAGAAUCCACUUCACCAUGUUUCUCUAACUCUAAUAUGUGUCCUUAGUCUGUCUACAAAACCCCCAAUCAUGAGAAAAGUCCAUCCUCUCCGUCUUUUACCUGCUCCACUUUUCAGAAAAUGUGUGCUCAAUCAGGCCUUUCGAAGAUUUUCCCUUCAUGACAUCACAAAGGGCAGUAACCCCUCCCCCAGGUGGGUGACACUCCCACAGCUAGGUGUUUGUUCUGCCCUCUGAGUCUGCCUUCUCACCGUAAACAAUAAGACAUGGAGCUAGAAAGCUUGAGUCACCCAAGCCCUUCCCGAGAAGGACGUGGUCGGACACAGCUCAUUUACAUAUUUAAAGCUACAGACACAUAAACAGCCUGUUCUGAGCAGGGCUGAAAUAGAGGGGUUUAUAGACAUGAUCAAAUACAGGAUCAGAGUGGAUUUAGAACAAGAAACUUCACACACAUUUUGGGGAGCUCUGAGUUUUAAUUAAACUGGUUAAAGAGGAGGGAACAUGUGACCUUUAAUUCUUCCACUUUUCAAACGCUGUACCGUCUGAUUGUUCCAUGUCAAGUCUUACCAGUAAAAAUACCAUGAACAUACCUGCAUUCUGGAAAUCAAAGGGACUACAAACAUUAGCAACCAUCACAACUAAAAUAGAUAUGUUUUUUGUUUUGUUUUUUUUUAACAUUGGAGGUGACCUUCUUCAAGCUUACAGUCUUUCUUUUUUCAAAAGAGCCUUCCUACUAAAAGGCGGACUCUAUUUAAGUGUCAGUUCACAAACAACAAUGGCCUUUAAUGUACCUAUAUUGGGUUCUUCUUCAACAAACUUAUAAACAGAUAAAAAGUGGCUCUUCGUUGAGAUCACAAAAGUGAAAAAGAUUACUGGAUGAACAUUUAUGUAUUCACAUGUUAACAUUUGAUGGAAUAUAUAUGUAGUGGCGUGCCUAGAGGGGUGACAUGGGGCCCCUUGAAAACUGAUAAGCCACCCCAGGUGCCUCUCCAAAACACUAAACUAUGACUGGCUACUUGCCUUGUCAGAGGCGGUACUUGUGUUUCAAUUGAGUAUUCAUGCCAGAAGUAGUUUUCUUUACAUGUCAAUGUAGUUAGUAGUUUUACGUUUUGUUAAUACUUUAAAUAGAAAAAAAACUGUAAAUGUAUUUAUUGAAUAAGAAACAACCUGAGAAAAUGAAUGAGUCUAUGAAAAAUGGUGGGGAGCAGAGGGUAUUUUUUUUAACAGAAUCCCACCGUGACAUCACAAGGAGAGCGAAUUAGAAACUGAGCAUUUUUCUCUGUUGUAAGACUUAUGCAGACCACAAACAAAGGACUGGAUGGGUUUAUUUCACAUUUUGUGUCAGUAGACACUGAGGUUACCCAACUAAAUGUUCAAAAACACUUUACAAGUGGAUUUUUUAAUUAUAUUUAUUUUAGAAUAUGUCUCCUUUAGGCAGAAUAUGCUAUUUUUCACACAAAUGUAAUAUAAAUCAAGUAUAUCCUCUGAAAAUAA